AUGCCUCAGGCUCCCAGACGGGUCGGCGGACGGAAUAGGAUAAAGCCGACGCAGCCAAUCAGGGGCGCAAGAGGAAUGGCUACGACCACAGCUGGCGGCGGGCGGCAUAACCUUGAUCGCGCUGUUUGUUUUGACCCAACUGCUGGUUGUCCUGAAGAGAUGAUGCUUCAACGAUCAUUGCCAGCCGAAGAUAACUACUUUCGAAGUGUCGCCUUCCCUUCCUAGUCCUUCCUGCCUGCCAUCCUUCCUCCUUCCCCCUCGCCGCAUUCCUUGAGUUUUUAUGGGCAGUCCCGUCCAUCAUCCCCUACUAGGCAUUCCGACCCCCUCUCCCCCCACCCUACAUUCCCAUGGCUCGUUCAUUGACCGACCGACAAGCCGAUGAACUUCAUAAGGCUAUGAUAGCGUACUUAAUCGCAAAUGACCUACCGGAUACCACCGCGGCCUUGCGAAAAGAGGUGAACUUCGGGGAAGAUGUGUUUAGUACGACGACCGCGAAGAAGUACGAGGGGAUGUUAGAGAGAAAAUGGACGAGCAUUGCACGGUUACAAAAAAAGAUCAUGGAGCUGGAGUCGAUAAACGGAGAACUACGAACCGAGUUAGAAAACACAACGCCUGCCUCCCGUUUACGCCGCAAGCAAGACCCGUCGUCGUGGCUGCCCAGCACCGCCCGGUAUUCGCUAGAGUCGCACCGAGAGAACAUAAAUUGCGUUGCCUUCCACCCCUCUUUCACCUCGAUUGCCUCCGGUUCGGAUGAUUGUACGAUCAAGAUAUGGGAUUGGGAGCUCGGCGAGCUGGAGCGCACGCUGAAGGGUCAUACGCGAGCCGUGCGGGAUAUUGACUACGGCGGUCGGCGGGAUAACGUCCUUCUCGCGUCCUGCAGUUCCGAUCUCUCGAUCAAGCUGUGGAAGCCGACAGACGACUAUAAGAAUAUUCGGACGUUACAAGGCCACGACCAUAUCGUGAGCGCGGUGCGGUUUAUGCCUUCGGGCGAUCUGCUGCUGAGUGCUAGUCGAGACGAAGACAUACGAGUCUGGGACGUGACGACCGGGUUCUGCGUGCGGACGAUAAACGGCCAUGCCGGCUGGGUGCGGGAUAUCAGUCUGUCGUAUGACGGGAAGUUUCUGCUGUCGACGCACGACAUGACGGCCCGCCUGUGGGACAUUUCGAGCCUCUCCAAUCCGGAACUCAAGCAGACGUUGCUCGGCCAUGAGAACUUCAACGAAUGCUGUGCGUUUGCCCCGGCCGCGGCAUUCCCGUUCCUGGCCCCGUUGGCGGGGCUCGGCAAGCGCCCUUCAACAAGCGGGGACUUCAUGGCGACUGGAUCGCGUGAUAAAACGAUUAAACUGUGGGAUGCUCGCGGGACCUGCUUCCUGACGUUAAGCGGCCAUGACGGCUGGGUGCAGGCGCUGGUGUUCCACCCCGGGGGGAAGUAUCUGCUAUCGGUGGCGGACGACAAGACGUUGCGAUGCUGGGAUUUGAGCCAGCAAGGGAAAUGCGUCAAGAAGAUCGAGGCCCACGACCGCUUUGUCACCUGUCUGAAAUGGGCGCCGGGCGUCGCGAAGAUCGUCCAGGGCACUGACGGUGGCGGUGCGGAGGGCGGCGAGGAAGGUCAUGUCGAUAUGCGCUGUGUUAUCGCAACGGGCGGCUGGGAUCAGAAGCUAAAGAUCUUUGCCGGUUGACUAGAAAGGAAGAUUUGUGUUUCCCGAUUUCUUUUUUAUGCCCUCUAUUAGCGACUAAAUGAGCCUUGGUUUGAGGCUAAACGAUGAAUUGCUCCUUUUCUGGAUUUCUGAUAUUACGUAGGUUCAUCAUCAUGGAUAGAGAUUGGAGGAUUCUGUAUAGAUUAACGUAAUUAAGCCGAGAGAAUUGAAUUCCCAGGAAUGAUCAAAGCAUCUCCUGAUGCAGCGAAUCG
Molecule: messenger RNA, 1909 nt
Organism: Aspergillus melleus
Lineage: Eukaryota; Fungi; Ascomycota; Eurotiomycetes; Eurotiales; Aspergillaceae
Gene: LIS1
Product: Lissencephaly-1
Exons: 3
Coding region: 348-1679 (443 amino acids)
Molecular function (GO): protein binding
Source: RefSeq, a predicted model, not a curated record